UCUUCCACUCCUUCCAAUUACACCACAGACUCUUCCUUCACUCAGACACACUCACACAGUUCUAUUCGUGUUGACUGUCCAUAGUCCACGAAUACGACUCAGCUUAUCUUCACCCUCCCCACCACUUCUAUUGACCACCUUAGGCAGUAAAGCCUGUAGCAGCACAUUUGCCAAACAGCCACAUUCCAGCAGCCGAGCAGCUCCUGCUCAGACAUGUCGCUCCAUAGCUUUGGGCUGGAACCUCUCUCCUGCCACGCCUGGAAUAAAGAUAGGACCCAAAUUGCUGUAAGUCCCAACAACAACCUGGUGAACAUCUAUGAGAAGAAAGGCAAAGACUGGGUCAAGAUCCAUGAGCUGACGGAGCACAGUGGACGGAUCACAGGUAUUGAUUGGGCACCAGUGUCAAAUCGUAUUGUGACCUGUGCCUCUGACCGCAAUGCCUACGUCUGGACUCUGAAGGAUGGAGUGUGGAAGCCUACCCUAGUCCUGGUGCGCAUCAACCGGGCAGCCACCUGCGUAAAAUGGUCCCCUUUGGAGAACAAGUUUGCUCUGGGCAGUGGAGCUCGGCUGAUCUCUGUCUGCUACUUUGAAAAGGAAAAUGACUGGUGGUUGAGCAAGCACAUUAAGAAAGCCAUACGGUCCACAGUGCUUAGUCUGGACUGGCAUCCAAACAACAUCCUGUUGUCAGCUGGGUCUGCAGACCUUCACUGCAGGGUUUUCUCAGCUUACAUCAAGGACAUUGAGGACAAGCCUGGCCCCACAGCUUGGGGGGCCAAGAUGCCUUUUGGCGAGUGUCUGCUGGAGCAUAAGGAAUGUGGUGGCUGGGUGCACAGUGUGUCCUUUUCCCCUAGUGGUGACCAGCUGGCCUGGGUGGCACACAACAGCAGCAUCACUGUGGCUGAUGCAGCCCAGGGAAAGGAGGUAACUCAACUGACUACGGACCUUCUGCCAUUUCUGGGCGUUCUUUUUGUCAAUGCAACUGAGAUUGUUGCUGCGGGCCACAACUGUUGUCCUUACCAGUUCUCCUAUAAAGCUCCUAACACCCUGGAGUUUGUGAAGAAGCUGGAUAUCCCAAAGCAGACGUCAAAAGGAAGUCUGUCAGCCAUGCAACACUUUCGCAACCUGGACAAGAAAGCUACUGAAGAGGACGACAAUGAGUUACAAACUCUUCACCAGAACAGCAUCAUGCAGCUGUGUGUAGUUUCAGGAGAAAAAGCCAAGGUGGAAAAGUACAGCAGCGUAGGUCUGGAUGGAGCUAUGGUCAUCUGGGAUUUUAAGCACUGAAUCGAAACACCUCUGAGUAUUUCUGAAUCAGAUAUUUCCCUGCUAAGGCCCUCUGCAUGUUCUUUGCUUUUGCUUUGAGGAAAUGGAAAAACUGUAUUUUUUAAAGACAGCUGCUUUUUGUGUACUAAAAGACCAAUAAAUAAAGAUUUCUUAUUUUGUA
Cyprinodon tularosa is the source of this 1444-nucleotide messenger RNA. RefSeq lists its product as uncharacterized. The record is from RefSeq and is a predicted model, not a curated record. Gene Ontology annotation, molecular function: actin filament binding. The transcript has 10 exons. Lineage: Eukaryota; Metazoa; Chordata; Actinopteri; Cyprinodontiformes; Cyprinodontidae. Gene Ontology annotation, cellular component: Arp2/3 protein complex; actin cytoskeleton. Gene Ontology annotation, biological process: Arp2/3 complex-mediated actin nucleation. The coding region runs from base 214 to 1284 and encodes 356 amino acids.